UAAGUGGGGGAAUGCUGCGGGUGCAACAAAAACAAUGUAAACAAAUCUUUGAAAACACCAGUCUACUGUAAAUUGUUAAAUUAUUGUCUAAUUUGUUUAUAUUUUUCAGACGUAUAGUCACAGUUUGUCUUUUAGCAUUAUGUACUUUUAACGGUUGUUGAAACGAGUAGCCGUUGACGCGUCAGCUCUCCGUUUGAAAAUGGUAUAUCAUAUUCCCUGGAUCUACACACCAGUGCGGACUGUCUUAGCAAUCUGGCACCAGCUGACCAAGACCGAGAUCCCGGAGUUGGCCAAGUGCUCAGUGCUGAUGAGGGAGCGCAGCCGAGUGGAGGAGACGAUCCACGCCAUGCAGCGAGCAGGCGCCUGCAACCUGCAGGUAAUCUCCGACUUCGAUAUGACACUGACCAAAUUCGCCCACAACGGCAAGAGAGUGCCCACCACGCACAAUAUCCUUGACACCCGGUUGUUGAUCAAUGAAGACUGUACUAAAAAGAUGAGGGAGUUGUUGAACACCUACUAUCCCAUAGAGAUUGACCCUGGCAGGAGUGCUGAAGAGAAGCUGCCUCUAAUGGUGGAGUGGUGGACUAAAGUCCACGAGUUGCUGAUUCAGCAGAGGAUCAGGAAGGACAUGCUGGCCCAGGCUGUGAAGGAAUCCAGUGCUAUGCUCAGGGACGGUUACAAAGUGUUUUUUGACCAUCUGGAGGAGCAACAGGUGCCUCUGUUGAUCUUCUCGGCUGGUGUUGGAGACGUCCUGGAGGAGGUGAUUCAACAGAAUCGCGUCUUCCAUCCCAACAUCCGCAUCAUCUCAAACUACAUGGACUUCGACCAGACUGGGGUCCUGCAAGCCUUCAAAGGCCAACUGAUCCACACCUUCAACAAGAGGGAAGGUGCUCUGUCACACGCAGCUGGCCUCAGAGAGCUGCAGGGUCGACCCAACGUGCUGCUGCUGGGGGACUCUUUAGGAGACCUGACCAUGGCCGACGGGGUGGCGGAGCACCAGAACAUCCUCACCAUCGGCUUCCUCAACGACCAGGUUGAAGAGAGAAAAGAGUUGUACAUCAACUCCUUUGACAUCGUACUGGUGAAGGACGAGACGAUGGACGUUCCGAACGCCGUCCUCAGAUACAUUACCUCAUCGAGAGACAACAAGUAAGACGCACAGGGAGGAGCCGCACACUUUAUGACCACAUACACACAGAUGGACUCCGUUCACCACUUACCUCAAACCACUGGACUCUUUACUCUGAAGUCUUUUUAUUUUGACACUGUUCUGACCUGUAUUCGCUGCAUAUCAAAGCUUUGAAAGAUCUAAAUUAGGUCAUGCAUUUGCAAUUCAGAAGAAUUUGUGAUUUAUGCCAGGAACUUAACAGACUUUUCGAGGGCUUGGCUUUGAGUAUAACUCUGUUCUCCCUGUUGUUUAAUGAACCGUAGCACAAGAAUAACAAUGUUCCACCUCAACAGAACUCAGUUAAGUGAGAUUUUUGUUUAAAAUGCAUAAAGUAUGUAUCAGCAGCACUCCCUCUGAAAACAAUUCAGCAACCUCUUAAAAGUGUCAGUACAAACUAUGACAGUGUAUUUGUAAUUUUCUGUCCUCUUCCCCUUUUUAGAACAAAAACUGUUCACAUUUUUAGUAUUUUUACUUGCAAAAUGUUACUUUAUUUACAGUAUGAGGAUGGGCUGAUGCUGAAACUCUUUUAUCUGCAGUCUUCUACUUGACACUGGUGUGUUUCGUGGGUACUGUAUAUUACCUCUGUGUACGCUGCCAGUACUUGAUGCUCAUGUCGAGUUUACUUGCAGGGUACAGUUUACAGUCUUUAAGCUAUACUAGUUAAGUGAGUUAUUCUUCUUUUUUUUAAACCUGAAGACUAAACAGUGAAGACAAACACGUUAUGGCAGUAUUCCCAAGAAGGGAAUAUACAAUCUGGAAUAAGUAUUUUGUCUUUCAACUGAAACACUGUGGCUGCUAUAAAUUAGGAUUUAACAAUAAGCUGGUUACACUUAUAUAUAGGUGUGUUAGAAGAAAAGAUGUGGCCUAACUAACUUGUAAUGUGUAGUCCACAUUUGUUAAAACUGGUAUUUUAUUUAUCAUAAAUCAUUAAAUUCUAUUAGAGAUGCAUCAAUGUUAAUAAUACCUAUAUUCUAAGUUGAUACCAGUAUCCAAUAGUUUUUGUGUUUUUUUAAAGCUUUUUAAAAGUUAUUUUAUUAAAGAGCUUCUUGUGCAACAUUUCUACAUUACAAAGUCACUUUUGUGUGAUCACCAUCAUAAAA
Molecule: messenger RNA, 2268 nt
Organism: Morone saxatilis (striped sea-bass)
Lineage: Eukaryota; Metazoa; Chordata; Actinopteri; Moronidae
Product: 7-methylguanosine phosphate-specific 5'-nucleotidase-like
Exons: 10
Coding region: 200-1153 (317 amino acids)
Cellular component (GO): cytoplasm
Molecular function (GO): magnesium ion binding; 5'-nucleotidase activity
Source: RefSeq, a predicted model, not a curated record